Molecule: messenger RNA, 555 nt
Organism: Cotesia glomerata
Lineage: Eukaryota; Metazoa; Arthropoda; Insecta; Hymenoptera; Braconidae
Gene: PSMG1
Exons: 5
Coding region: 1-555 (184 amino acids)
Biological process (GO): proteasome core complex assembly
Cellular component (GO): endoplasmic reticulum
Molecular function (GO): proteasome binding
Source: RefSeq, a predicted model, not a curated record
AUGUCGAGCCUUUUUGGUGAAGUAGUCUAUCCUAGUUCUCGAGCAUUUUGGUCCGAAGAAGAUGAUGAUACUCAGGAAAAUAUUGAUAACUCAUCAAUUUUCAAAAUUGACAUCAAAGAUAUUACAACUAUAAAUUCUUUAAUUGUCAUCGAAACUGAUUUAUUGACAGAUUUUAUCAAGGAAAGUGUAUUACAUAAAUCAGAAAUAGUGGGUACAAUUACAAGACCGUCUACUAGCGGAUAUGCAUCAACUCUUUACGCACUAACAGGUGACAUUUAUAUUUUAUUAGUUGGAGCUGUUGAUUUAGCGACUUCUGGAGUUUUUGUUGAUGCAAUUUCAGGACUGCUGGAAAAAGCAAAAGAUAUUGUUGCACUGACGUCAAAUCAUGUGUCGCAAUUAAAGACUAAAAUUAAUGAAGAAAGUCCAUCUUUUUUGCGUCUAUUAAGCACCAAGAAAGCUAAAGAGAUUAUGAAAGAUAUUCCCAGGUUGAACCAGCCGAAUAUUGUGUCUGGAGUUGCAGCUGGAGUUUGGUUUGCUAUUAAACCGUAUUUUUAA